This is a messenger RNA of Lottia gigantea (owl limpet), 1014 nucleotides long. RefSeq lists its product as hypothetical. The record is from RefSeq and is a predicted model, not a curated record. The transcript is spliced from 9 exons. The coding region runs from base 1 to 1014 and encodes 337 amino acids. NCBI's taxonomy places the organism in Eukaryota, Metazoa, Mollusca, Gastropoda, Lottiidae.
AUGCUUUUUUUUUUAUCUUUUGCAGACCCAGUAAGUGCUUUAGAGCAUGCUUUGCAAAUCCAAAAGAAGGCACAUCGAGUACAAGACUUAGAAAUCGAAAACAAACAACUUCGAGAAACAUUAGAUGAAUAUAACCACGAGUUUGCAGAAGUGAAAAAUCAAGAGGUGACAAUAAAACAAUUAAAAGAAAAGUUAAAAGAACAUGAAGAAAAACUUGAAUCUACUGCAGACAGUCGAGCCAAAGAAAAAGAACGGGAACUGCAAAGAAGUUUUACAGAAAAGGAACGCCAACUUCAGGAAACUCAGCUGACAGUCGCAAAGAAACUUGGAGAAGCUGAACAAAAGAUUUCAUCUCUACAAAACUCUGUGGAAAGCUUACAAAGUGAGUUAUUUGAAGCUAAAGCUAAACAUGAUGAGACUACAACUGCAAAAUCUGAUGAAAUGGAAAUGGUUAUGGCCGAUCUAGAACGAGCCAAUGAGAGGGCUGCUGCAGCUGAACGUGAAGUAGAACAGCUUCGAAUUCAAUUUACUUCUGCUACAACUAAUCAGAGAGAAGAAGAUCAGAUGCAGAAAUCAUCAGACAUGGAGCAGGCUAUUGAUAUUUUGAAACGUUCUAAUCUGGAAGUAGAACUAGCAGCUAAAGAGAAGGAGAUUGCUCAGCUUGUUGAAGAUGUACAGAGAUUACAAGCAUCUUUAACUAAAUUGAGAGAGUCUACAGCUUCUCAGAUUGCUGCUCUGGAAGAAGAGUUGUCUUUAAAGAGUAAGGCUGUUCAUGUUUUGGAAGAAAAACUGAAAUCUCAGGAAGAUUAUGAAGAGGUCAAACGAGAACUCAAGGUUUUGAAAUCUCUUGAGUUUAACAAUGAAGUUAAAGAAGAAGGAAGGGGCAAGUCUCUAGAAAUUCUUCUUCUUGAGAAAAACAAAGCUCUACAAUCUGAGAAUACUACUCUUAAAGUAAACAGCACAGAAUCCACAGGUAGGUGGUUUGGCGUUUGGUUUGAGUGUUUUUUUUUUUAA